Molecule: messenger RNA, 2944 nt
Organism: Carica papaya (papaya)
Lineage: Eukaryota; Viridiplantae; Streptophyta; Magnoliopsida; Brassicales; Caricaceae
Gene: PMI1
Product: plastid movement impaired1
Source: RefSeq, a predicted model, not a curated record
UAGCCGUAUAACCCACCAAAAACACACAAUAAAUUUCCUGGGACCAGCAGUUUCUUCUCAAAUUCAAUCCCUGUCUUUUUUUUAGAAACAGAAAGAGGGCUCUACGUUCUCAUCUUAUCCUUCACACAUUAUACACCUACAAGUUUCCUGGUGUUUGAACCAGUCAUUACAACCAUCAUAAUCAUUUUUGUAUGGCAGUUUUUCCACCGCAAAAAAGAAAGGAAGAAGAAUUCUCUGUACUAUCUGCAACUCCUUAUCUUCUAUUUUCUUCCAUUUCCCUGCAAGUAAUUGACCUCAGUAUCAUCACCAGCUGUGGCUAAAACCUUCUUCUCCAGUUUCCCUUGUCUUUAGUAAUGGCAGCAGAGUAUGCAGGCCGUAGGAAUUCCAAUACCAAGCUUCUGGACGAACUUGAAGCACUCAGUCAAUCCCUUUACCAGUCUCAUAUUUCCACUACAAGAAGAACUGCCUCUCUCGCUCUUCCUCGAACUUCAGUUCAAUCAAUCUCAUCAGUUGAUGAAACUGGCAUGGCUAAAGUUGAAGAGAGACCCAGCACCAGACCCCGGUCCAGGCGCAUGUCCUUGUCCCCUUGGCGGUCUCGGCCAAAGCUUGAUGAUGAGAAUGAGCAGAAGGAUGGAAGUAGGACAUCCAACCAAGUAAACACGAAGAGGUUCGAAGACAAAGCCACUUCGGGAGAAAAGAAAGGAAUUUGGAAUUGGAAGCCAAUUAGAGCUCUUUCACACAUUGGAAUGCAAAAAUUGAGUUGCUUGUUCUCAGUUGAAGUUGUAGCUGCCCAGGGCCUCCCAGCCUCCAUGAAUGGUCUCCGGCUGUCUGUCUGUGUUCGAAAGAAAGAAACCAAGGAUGGUGCAGUCAAUACCAUGCCUUCAAGGGUGUCACAGGGUGCAGCUGAUUUUGAAGAAACCUUGUUUCUUAAGUGCCAUGUAUACUGCACUCCUGGCAAUGGAAAACAACUCAAGUGUGAGCCACGUCCAUUUUUGAUUUAUUUGUUUGCAGUUGAUGCUCAAGAGCUUGACUUUGGCAGGAGUUCUGUGGAUCUGAGCCAAUUAAUUCAGGAGUCAAUAGAGAAGAGCUUUGAAGGCACUCGGGUUCGGCAGUGGGACAUGAGUUUCAAUCUAUUAGGGAAAGCUAAAGGAGGAGAACUUCUUGUAAAGUUGGGAUUUCAGACCAUGGAGAAAGAUGGAGGUAUUGGAAUAUACAAUCAAGCUGAGGGAUCAAAGUCGAGUAAAUACAAAAAUUUCUCUUCUUCUUUUGGCCGUAAACAAUCCAAAACGUCCUUCAGUGUGCCUAGUCCAAGGAUGACUAGCCGUAGUGAAGCUUGGACUCCUUCACAGACUGGAGCAACAGCGGAUCUUCAAGGUAUUGAUGACUUGAAUCUUGAUGAGCCCACCCCUGUUUCUUCGUCAACUUUACCCAUUCAGAAGUCAGAAGAACCAGAGCUAAAGAUGGAAGAUGAACUUCCUGAGUUUGACGUAGUGGAUAAAGGAGUUGAGAUUCAAAACAAGGAGUCAGCUGCAGAAGAAGAUUCAGACGGCACAGUUGGGGGAAGGUCAGUGUCAAGUGAGGUGGUUAAGGAGAUUGUGCAAGAUCAAGUACAUCUAACAAGGCUAACAGAACUGGAUUCAAUUGCUCAGCAGAUAAAAGCUCUCGAAUCUAUGAUGGCAGAAGAAAAAACAGUCAAAACAGAGGAAGAAGUUGGAUCACACAGACUAGAUGCAGAGGAAGAAACAGUAACUAGGGAAUUUCUCCAAAUGCUUGAGGAUGAAGAGAGUAACAAAUCCAAACCCAGUGAACCUGAAAUUCCCAUUCUGCAGCUUGAUGGAGCUGAGGAUUCUACAGAGACAGAAUCCAGAGUGUAUCUGCCGGAUCUUGGAAAGGGGAUAGGGUGCGUGGUCCAAACAAGAGAUGGAGGCUACUUAGCUGCCAUGAAUCCUUUGGAUACUCUAGUUGCAAGGAAAGACACUCCGAAGUUAGCAAUGCAAAUAUCAAAACCAUUGGUGCUUCAAUCACAUAAGUCUAUGAGUGGGUUCGAACUAUUUCAGAAGAUGGCAGCUGUCGGAUUUGAAGAACUUAGCUCUCAAAUUGUAUCUUUGAUGCCCUUAGAUGAACUGAUAGGAAAAACUGCAGAGCAGAUAGCUUUUGAAGGAAUUGCGUCUGCCAUCAUCCACGGAAGAAACAAAGAAGGCGCCAGCUCUAGUGCUGCUCGUACCAUUGCUUCAGUAAAAACCAUGGCAACUGCAAUGAACUCUGGCAGAAAGGAGAGGAUCUCAACUGGACUUUGGAAUGUGACUGAAAACCCGUUGACAGCAGAGGAAAUUUUGGCAAUUUCAAUGCAGAAGAUUGAGGCAAUGGCAAUUGAAGCCUUAAAAAUCCAGGCAGAUAUGGCAGAGGAAGAUGCUCCCUUUGAUGUCUCUCCCCUAAUGACAGGUUCAGGGAGUGGAAAACAUCCCGAUCAGCCCCUGGCUUCUGCUACUCCUCUGGAGGAGUGGAUUAAAAAUUAUGGCUUGACUUCAUCUGAUGAUGUACCAGGAGACCCAUCAACACUGACAAUUGCAGUAAUUGUCCAGUUGCGGGAUCCAAUAAGGCGAUAUGAAGGAGUUGGAGGCCCUCUCUUAGCAAUUAUACAUGCAGCGCAUGCUGAUGUCAAGAUUGACAAGUAUGAAGAGGAAAAGAGAUUUAAGGUAACCAGUCUGCACGUUGGGGGAUUGAAGGUACAGACAGGAAGAAAAAGGAACAUGUGGGAUACUCAAAAGCAGAGGCUCACUGCGAUGCAAUGGCUGGUGGCAUGUGGACUGGGAAAGGCAGGGAAGAAAGGAAAACAUGGGCCAUCCAAGGGCCAGGACCUGCUAUGGAGCAUUUCAUCAAGGGUGAUGGCUGAUAUGUGGCUCAAACCAAUCAGAAACCCAGAUGUAAAGCUUCUAAAGUAAAA